CGAUUGAAUGAAGAGUACCAACGCAUGGUGCAAGGUUUAAAAGAUGCGCUGGUGCAACGUGAAACCGAUAUGGUAAUGGCCAAUCCCGUACUGCCCGCAGAUGUGCUUGAGGAGGCUGUGCCCGGAAAUAUACGUAACGCUGACCAUUUCCUCAGCUUUCUGCGUCGAUUUGUAGAGUAUAUUAAAACACGUCUACGUGUACAUCAUGUUGUGCAGGAGUCACCCGCUGGUUUCCUAAAGGAUGUAGCUACGAAAAUUUGCAUCGAACGUAAGCCAUUGCGUUUUUGUGCCGAACGACUGGCCAGCCUGCUGCGAACAUUGGAAAUUAACGACAUGACAGAAUAUGGCGCGCUGACAUUGAUAACACAUUUUGCUACUUUAGUUUCUACCUAUACCAAAGGUUUCACAAUAAUUGUAGAGCCUUUCGAUGAUAAAACGCCGACCGUAAUAAAUCCCAUACUGCACUUUAGCUGCUUGGACUCUUCCAUAGCCAUGGCGCCUGUGUUCAAACGCUUUCAAACGGUCGUAAUUACAUCAGGCACACUUUCGCCUAUGGACAUGUAUCCGAAAAUUUUAGACUUCGACCCAGUUAUAAUGAGUUCAUUCACAAUGACGCUGGCACGUCCUUGUUUGCUGCCAAUGAUUGUUUCGAAGGGCAAUGAUCAGGUGGCGAUUUCCUCGAAAUUCGAAACACGUGAGGAUACAGCAGUCAUACGCAACUAUGGCCAAUUGCUGGUGGAGACGGCGAAGACAGUUCCCGAUGGCAUUGUUUGUUUCUUUACUUCUUAUCUCUAUCUUGAGUCCGUAGUCGCUUCGUGGUAUGAUCAAGGCAUCGUGGACACCUUACUGCGGUAUAAGCUGUUAUUUAUUGAAACACAGGACAAUGCUGAAACAAGCUAUGCGCUUAUGAACUAUGUUAAGGCAUGUGAUUGCGGCCGCGGCGCUGUGUUAUUAGCCGUAGCGCGCGGUAAAGUAUCUGAGGGUGUGGAUUUUGACCAUCAUUAUGGCCGUGCCGUACUUAUGUUUGGCAUUCCCUAUGUCUAUACACAGUCGCGCAUACUUAAAGCGCGUCUUGACUAUCUGCGCGAUCAAUUUCAGAUAAGAGAAAAUGAUUUUCUCACCUUCGACGCAAUGCGUCAUGCGGCGCAGUGCGUGGGACGCGCCUUGCGUGGUAAAACCGAUUACGGUAUUAUGAUCUUUGCUGACAAGCGCUUUUCGCGUCAAGAUAAACGUAGUCGCUUGCCCAAAUGGAUACAGGAACAUUUAGUGGAUAGUUUUUGUAAUUUAAGCACAGAAGAAGCUAUGCAGUUGGCACGACGUUGGUUACGACGCAUGGCACAGCCAUUUACGCGUGAAGAUCAGUUGGGUAUAUCGCUGUUGACUUUGCAACAAUUGGAGAAUUCUGAGAAGGAGAAAUUAGAGCGGCAGGCGCAAGGCAAGGAAGGCGUGGGCGGGGAAGUGAUGGAACUGUGAUGCGGAGGAAGGGCUGAGCCAGCUGAAUGGACGAAAACAUGCAAUUCGUGCAAAAUCCAUUAAAUUUUGUUAUUAACGCUCUACCCAAAGUGGUAGGAUUUCGUAAUUCAAUAAGA
Molecule: messenger RNA, 1589 nt
Organism: Rhagoletis zephyria (snowberry fruit fly)
Lineage: Eukaryota; Metazoa; Arthropoda; Insecta; Diptera; Tephritidae
Product: TFIIH basal transcription factor complex helicase XPD subunit-like
Biological process (GO): nucleotide-excision repair; transcription by RNA polymerase II; positive regulation of mitotic recombination
Cellular component (GO): nucleus
Molecular function (GO): hydrolase activity, acting on acid anhydrides, in phosphorus-containing anhydrides; damaged DNA binding; ATP binding
Source: RefSeq, a predicted model, not a curated record